AUGGCCGACGCGGCGGCCCCAGGGCAGUCGGCUGAGGCAGGAACCCCCGCGCAAUCGCCCGAGGAAGAGGCUUCGGCUCGUGGUAUGGAUAUCUUUGGCGAGGAGGCUCUGGAUUGGUCUUCAAGUGGCUUGCCGCCGAACUUCGUCUGUGUCAAGUGCGACGAGGAGUGCCCAAUCAAAGACUUAUCUGCGUCUGGCGCGCGCAAGACUGCCACGAAGCUUCCGAACAACCCAGUCGAGCUGAUCUGCAACAACACGUACAAGGGCCUUGCAAAGCGAUGGAAGAAAGAAAAACAGCUCAAGCCUUGGUACGAUAACCUGUCGCCUGACGAAUCAAUCGAAUUCUAUAGGAAGCAUAAGCGGAUUGCACAAAAAGCAGGUGGCAGCCAGCGCGGGCAGAAGAGGAACUUCCAGGUCGAUGUGGUCCAGCAGGAGCGGAACGUCACUGGCACAGAGAAGAGGAGGAGGGUCCUUUGGAGGCCGUUCAGCGUGUGGAAGAAGGAUGAGCUCAAGCAGCACCCCGACCUUGGCGACAGGGAUCUUCUCACCAACUGGAGGAAAGCCUUGCUUACCGCAGAUAUCACUAAGAAGUUCGGCGAAGAGUGGCACAUCGGCGAGUAUAUUGGCAUCGUCGACGACGACGUCCAGGGCUCCUUCACCGAAGUUGGCGUCCGUAGCGCUACCAUGGCCGAGAACUCGGAUGAGCUGGCCGAGGCGAUGGCAAUGGCGAGCAGAGUGCAUCAACGAGCCACCCAGGAGCGGUCCGCCAACGGCCCAGCGGCCGUUCUUGCAUCCUCGUCCGAGGGCCCUGCCAUCGACCCGCAGUACAUCUCCAACAUCAUGGAGGACGACAGCCGCCUGGACUCCUCCGAGGCUGGCAUUCAGGCGGUUACCGAGCGGUUCGCCGCUCAGGAGAGGGCGCAGAAGGAGCUCGAGGCACUCCACAUGGAGGAGCUCGUGGAGGCUGAGAAGUACGACGCGCCCACUGAUGAGGGCAGCUCCGCCCAGCAUGCGGAUCUCAACGUCUACGACCUCGAGAACGAGCACCGCAAGUGGGCGGCGAAGCUGGACACCGCUGCAGACGGCGCCUCCCCUGAGUGCGAGAGCAUGGUUACCCACGUGAAGGACGUGAUGUUCAAGGGCAUUGAUAUGCCCUCCGACUUCAAGCUCGCGGUGGAUGCGGCCAACGCGGCUUCCAAGGAUAUGGACGAUGCCAGGAUGGUCGUGCUCAAGAAGCUCAGCGACCACCUGGAGGAGGUCAGCGAGAAGGUACGCAGCAAAUCCCUUUCUAUCAACAUCGCCGACGCCAAGGUGGCUUUCGCCACGAUGUGCAAGGACUUCCUGGGCCCACAGGGCCAGGUGGCUUUGCUUAGGAAGCGUCUCACAACCAUUCGCCAGUUGGUCCAGAAGCACCACCAGGGGGCCAUGAAGGCAUCGAAAGCUGAGAAGGCGAGGGCGAAGAUGAACGUUUCUGCCGAGGUGGUGAAACAGGACGGUGUUGGCACGGCCAUGUCCUACAUGUACAACACGGCGUGGGUGUCCAAUGCGCGGAAGGACCAUGGCCUUCUCGAUGCGACCCUCAAGUUCAGGGACUCGGAGGGGGGUUGCGUGAAGUACACCGCGAGCGAGCAGACGAUCCAGAAGAUCGAUGAGAACAAGGGCUUCCAGGGCUUCAUCACGUGGUUCGCCGAUCUGGCGCAGAAGAGCUCGAAGCCAAGCACGGCUGCCGUGAUCAGCAACCCGUCCGUCACCAAGUUCUUGAGGAACACGCUGAAGGACACGACCCCGAUGAAGCUUGAUCUGUUCCAGCGCCCGGUGUUCCACGAUAAGGAGUACAAUGACAUGAUGGCCGCACUGUUUGACCUUAGCCAUUGGUCCCACUGCGAGGGAUAUCUUAAUGUGGCACCUGCAGCGUACGGUUUGGCGGAGGUCCGCGUGGUGUUGUCUGGGCUCCUUGUCAUAAUCGGUGUCAAGUUCAAUGCGGCUGAUCCCAUUUCGGCUAAGAUUGCCGAGAUCUCAAAUCUCUCAGGCAGUGAGCUUGCAGGCAAGGCAGUUGAGGCGGGUAAUUUCUUUUGCGUGUGCAAGCCUGGUGACAUUGUGUGCUUGCCAGCAGGGUACAUCUUGUCGGUUUCGUCGCCAGAGCGCUCGACUGGCCUGAAGUGGGCUUUGCCUCCGAAGUCGGAUUCUGAGAAAGAUCAGGUCCGUGCGGUGUCUUCCGCGCUGCUGGACGCCUUCCCAGCUCUGCGCGGCACGCACUAUGGUCUCUGGCAGAAGUACCUCCAGAGCGCCCCAGCUUAG
Messenger RNA from Prorocentrum cordatum, 2298 nucleotides. Lineage: Eukaryota; Dinophyceae; Prorocentrales; Prorocentraceae. The record is from the annotation of a GenBank genome assembly.